This is a messenger RNA of Oncorhynchus masou masou (cherry salmon), 3205 nucleotides long. RefSeq names its product NADH dehydrogenase [ubiquinone] 1 alpha subcomplex assembly factor 4-like. Bases 94 to 627 code for a protein of 177 amino acids. Lineage: Eukaryota; Metazoa; Chordata; Actinopteri; Salmoniformes; Salmonidae. Gene Ontology annotation, biological process: mitochondrial respiratory chain complex I assembly. The transcript is spliced from 3 exons. The record is from RefSeq and is a predicted model, not a curated record. Gene Ontology annotation, cellular component: mitochondrion.
CGAAAAUGUUGGAACCCGUUCUCCCGAGAGAGGGCUUAGGCGGUUCGAGCAUGGAAUGUGCAUUGAGAGUUCCUGGAGGUGAUUGUGUCAAAAAUGGGGGCACGCGUUGCACGGUUGUUUAGGGAUUUUAAUUUAGAAAACCGAGUACAUCGUGAGAUUGGGAAGGCAAAACCCGAAGUGGCACCCCGACAUCUGACCCAUAUUGAUCCCGUUCAGAGUACAGAGGUUACUGAGAUCAAUGAUGCCAUCCACAAGAGAAACGACAACCUCCUGGGGUUGCUGAAGUCGGUGUAUGUGGAAUCAAAGGAUCCGACCGAGGCUCCAAAGGAGGUGACUGAGGAGAACGUGGAGGAGCGCAGGCCACUGAAGUUCAACCUACCGGGAGACCCCUAUGGGAUCGUGGAGCUCACUGAUGUCCCCAAAGGCAAACUGUCUAUUGCUGAGGCCCUAAAAGCUCUUAACAAUCACAAGAAUGCUCCCCAAACAUGGACAUUGGACAAGGUUGCCCAGGAGUACUCUCUUGACUUGAAAGACACUAAAGCACUUCUAGAGCAUUUCAUCCCCUUUGAGGUUAAGAUCAUACCUCCCAAGACAAAGGAUGAUUCAAAGCAGAUCAAAGAUACCUAGGACAGAUAUGCAGUAUACCUGGCCUUUAAAGACAUCUAUCAGCCAAGUGAAUUAUUUAUUUAUGUAAAUGUACUAUCGGGUUGUCUGCCUUGCUUCAAGGUUCAGGAUAGGAAUAGAGAAAGUGUGGGAUUAUUUGUUUUUCUGUUACGAAACGAGGGAGACGCAUGAUUUAAACCCAGUACACUACUGUUCAGAGCCAGACAUGUUACCGCCACUCCCAAGAAAGCUAGCUUCAUUGUGGGAAUGGUAAUCAGUGUUGUAAACGGCAAGGUCAUAACACUACUCCGUAUGAUUUGUGUCAGUCUUUAGUAAAUCUCGAUACAAAUUUUAAUAAUGACAAAAUCAACCAAUUCUAUAAUUGUAUGAAUGAUGCGAUAUUGGCCUGCAAAUCCAUUCAUACGACUUCGCUAAUUGCUUUCCUAACAAGGCUUUCAUCCCUGUAUCACAACUGACAGUAAAUUGACUGUCACUUGCUAAUUUGGCAUCUUUAUACAAAUCGCAAUGUACUCUCUUCAAUUUUUCAUUUAUAUGAGCCGAUGCUAUGUAUUUCUGUAAAUCCUAUUAACAGUGGGAAAACAUUUUGAUGUCAGAUUUUGUUUGUCUUCCGUGGGUAUCCAAGCAAGCACUUGUGUUUUAAGUACUGUAUCAUGAUUAUAUACACUACAUGACCAAAAGUAUGUGGACACCUGCUCGUCGAACAUCUCAUUCCAAAAUCAUUGGCAUUAAUAUGGAGUUGGUUCCCUCUUUGCUGCUAAAACAGCCUUCACUCUUCUGGGAAGGCUUUCCACUAGAUGUUGGAACAUUGUUGCGGGGACUUGCUUCCAUUCAACCACAUGCAUUAGUGAGGUCGGGCACUGAUGUUGGGCGAUUAGGUUUGGCUCGCAGUUCGCAUUCCAAUUCAUCCCAAAAGUGUUCGAUGGGGUUGAGGUCAGAGCUCUGUGCAGGCCAGUCAAGUUCUUCCAUACCUAUCUCAACAAACUAUUUCUGUAUGGACCUCGCUUUUGUGCACGGGGGCAUUGUCAUGCUGAAAUUGUCAUGCCCCAAACUAUUGCCACAAAGUUGGAAGCACAGAAUCAUCUAGAAUGCCAUUGUAUGCUAUAGUGUUAAGAUUCCCUUCUGGAACUAAGGGGCCUAGCCCGAAACAUGAAAAACAGCCCCAGACCAUUAUUCAUCAUCCACCAAACCUUACAGUUGGCACUAUGCAUUUGGGCUGGUAGCGUUCUCCUCGCAUCCGCCAAAACCCUGAUUUGUCUGUCAGACUGCCAGAUGGUGACGCGUAAUUCAUCACUCCAGAGAGUGCUCCAGAGUCCAAUGGUGGCGAGCUUUAUAGCACUCCAGCUGAAGCUUGGCGUUGCGCAUAGUAAUCGUAGGCUUGUGUGCGGCAGCUUGGCCAUGGAAACCAAUUUCAAGAAGCUCCAGACGAAAAGUUAUUGUGCUGACGUUGCUUCCAGAGGCAGUUUGGAAGACGGUGGUGAGUCAGAUGAUUUUUACACGGUUAAGUACUCUCCGGUCCUGUUCUGUGAGCAUGUGUGACCUACCACUUCGCGGCUGAGCCGUUGUUGCUCCUAGACGUUUCCGCUUCAAAAUAACAGCACUUACAGUUGACCGUGGCAGCUCUAACAGGGUAGAAAUUUGACGAACUGACUUGUUUGAAAGGUGGCAUCCUAUGACGGUGCCACGUUGAAUGUCACUGAGCUCGUCAGUAAAGCCAUUCUACUGCCAAUGUUUGUCUAUGGAGUUUGCAUGACUGUGUGCUCUAUUUUAUACACCUGUUAGCAACGGGUGUGGCUGAAAUAGCCAAUUCCACUAAUUUGUAUUUGUAGUGUACCCCGCCUCUCGUGUCAAUAUCAUCAAAAGGAAAUGUAAAUUAUAAACUAUUGAUCAGUAACAUAAUGACUGCUUUCAAGUGAGUACUACAGUAUAGUAGUGGUCAUCGUCGGUCACUAGAUCUUUGCUAUAAUUUGAAAUCUUCCAUGCACCUUUUGGAUAAGAUCACUGUUUGUGGGAAUGUCCUUCCUAAAAGUGUACAAAACAUUCGGAACAUAUAUAGACCGACCAGGUGAAAGCUUUGAUCCCUUGCUGAUGUCACUUGUUAAAUCCACUUCAACCAGUGUAGAUGAAAGGGAAGAGACAGGUUAAAGAAGGAUUUUUAAGACUUGAGACGUGUGUGUGUGCCAUUCAGAAGGUGAAUGGGCAAAAUACAUUAUUUAAGUGACUUUGAACGGGGUAUGGUAGUAGGUGUCAGGCGCACUGGUUUGUGUAUCAAGAACUGUAACAGGUUGGGUUUUUGCUACUGGGUUUUUCACACUCAAAAGUUGUGUAUCAAGAAUGGUCCACCACCCAAAGAACAUCUAGCCAACUUGACAUAACUGUGGGAAACAUUGGAGUCCACAUGGGCCAGCAUCCCUGUGGAACUGUUUUGACACCGUGAAAAGUCCAUUGAGGCUUUUCUGAGGGCAAAAGGGGGUUCAACUCAAUAUUAGGAAGGUGUUCCUAAUGUUUUGUACACUCUGUACUUUGCAGGGCCAUUUAUUUCAUAAAAGAGUAGAAUCGUGAUGUUUCAUUUAAUAAAUCAAAC